This is a messenger RNA of Panicum virgatum (switchgrass), 3327 nucleotides long. RefSeq lists its product as uncharacterized. Gene Ontology annotation, molecular function: RNA binding. The transcript is spliced from 5 exons. The record is from RefSeq and is a predicted model, not a curated record. NCBI's taxonomy places the organism in Eukaryota, Viridiplantae, Streptophyta, Magnoliopsida, Poales, Poaceae. The coding region runs from base 277 to 1203 and encodes 308 amino acids.
CCCGCCGGACGCCGCGCCACUCCACUGCCCCCCCACCGCCGUCGCCGCCGCGGCGGCCGCUCGUGCCCUCGCCGCCCUACUAGCAGACACCCACCUCUUCGCUUCGCGGCCUAGCCUAGAACCCUGGGCGGCCGUCGGCGUCCCCCAUCCUCACUGCCCGCUGCGGCGGCCGCUCGAGGGCCCGUCGCCCUGGCGGCCUUAGCGGCGCGGAUCCUACGGCGGGGCCCUGUUCGCUCCCCCGCGCCUCUGGCCUCCAUAAGUGGUUCGUGGGAUCGAAUGUGCGGGUCGGCUCCGUCGCAUCCUGCCACCUUGUUGGUGCGUCCGUUCGGUGGGUCUGGACCGGAGGCACACGGCUGGAGCUGUUGGCGGUGCUUUCGCCAGCCCGCGAGGUGCGGGAGCAUGGCGGUUAGGCUGGACACGGACGGUGGGUUCGCCAGGUUCGCGCUCGGCGACCCGGAAGGUGCGAAGCAGAAGGGGAGCCAGAUGCAGCAGCCGCCGAAGAAGAAGAAAAUGUCGAGGAAGGCCAAGGUCAACCAGCUCAAGUGGUACCGUCUCAAGGCCAAGAAGAAGAUGAAGUCGCCCAAUCCCGAAGUUAGGAUCAGGUACAAGCUUGAAAAGGCUAAGAGAAAGGAGGAAUGGCUGAUUGAGAAGCUGAGGAAGUAUGAGGUCCCAAGGACACCGGAACCAGUUCAUGACCCUGAGAUUUUGACUGAGGAGGAGAAGUUUUACCUCAAGCGAACUGGAGAGAAGAAGAAGAACUAUGUUCCUGUUGGGAGGAGAGGGGUUUUUGGUGGUGUGGUUCUCAACAUGCACCUCCAUUGGAAGAAGCAUGAGACUGUGAAGGUGGUUUGCAAGCCCUGUCGGCCUGGCCAAGUGUAUGAGUAUGCCGAAGAACUAACAAGGCUCAGCAAAGGCACAGUCAUUGAUAUCAAACCCAGUAAUACCAUUAUAUUUUAUCGAGGGAAGAACUAUGUGCAGCCAAAGGUCAUGUCACCUCCUGAUACUCUUUCGAAGCAGAAGGCAUUGGAGAAAUAUAGGUAUGAACAAUCUCUUGAACAUACUAGCCAGUUUAUUGAGAAGCUGGAGAAGGAGCUUGAAGACUACCAGAAACAUGUUGCUCUAUUUAAGAACCGUGAGGGAGCUACGUCUGUAGAUGAAGAGACCACUGUUGAUGACCGUACAGUUACCUCAUAUUCUGAAUGAUCCAACUCUUUAAUAUGCUGGAUCCAUUCGAGAGCCAUGAGGGACCUAUUCUGGAAAAAAGCAGUGAAGGUUUUUCACUUCUCAAGCAUCCUUGGUACAUAGAAGAUGAUGAAAUGGUAAUUUGGGAGCUCAAAGAGUGCUGGGGUUCCUUUUCAGAAAUCAAGACAUUUAUUGCGAUUGCAAAGAUUGCAGUCUGCAUUACCACAUGCUAGUCAAUCAUUCUUACCUUACACCAGUGGUGGAUGGCGGAACAACAUCAACAUCAACAAGCCUUUUAAUCCCAAGCAAGUGCGGGUAGGCUAGAGUUGAAACCCAACAAAGACUAUUAUUCAUGGUUCUGGCACGUGAAUCGCGGUUUUUCAAGCACUCCUAUCCAAAGACAAAUCUCUAGGUAUACUCCAGUCUUUCAAGUCUCUUCUAAUUGUUUCUUCCCAUGUCAACUUCGGCCGGCCCCUGCCUCUCCUCAUAUUACCGUCGUGCUUUAGGAUACCACUAUGCACUGGUGCCUCUGGCGGUCUCCGUUGGAUAUGUCCAAACCAUCUCAGCCGGUGUUGGAUAAGUUUUUCUUCAAUUAGUGCUAUCCCUAGCCUAUCCCGUAUAUCAUCAUUUCGAACUCGAUCCAUCCUUGUUUGCCCACAAAUCCAAUGCAACAUGUGCAUUUCUGCAACACUUAAUUGUUGGACGUGCCGCCUUUUUGUAGGCCAACAUUCUGCACCAUACAACAUUACCGGUCUAAUCGCCGUUCUAUAAAACUUGCCUUUUAACUUCUGAGGUACCUUCUUGUCACAAAGGACGCCAGAUGCUUGGCGCCACUUCAUCCAUCCCGCUUUGAUUCUAUGACUAACAUCUUCAUCAAUAUCUCCAUCUCUCUGUAGCAUCGAUCCCAAAUAUCAAAAGGUAUCCCUCUUGGGCACUACUUGGCCUUCCAAACUAACAUCUUCCUCCUCAUGAGUAGCGCCCAAGUCACACCUCAUAUACUCUGUUUUAAUCCUGCUAAGUCUAAAACCUUUGGACUCUAGCGUUUGCCGCCUCAACUCCAGCUUCCUAUUCACUCCCGCACGGCUUUCAUCAACUCACGACACCAUCAGCGAAAAGCAUACACCAAGGAAUAUCACCUUGUAUGUUUCUUGUGACCUCAUCCAUCACUAGGGCAAAAAGAUACGGGCUCAAAGCUGAUCCUUGAUGUAGUCCUAUCUUAAUCGGAAAGUCAUCUGUGUCACCAUCACUUGUUCGGACUCUAGUCAUUACAUUAUUGUACAUGUUUUUAAUGAGAGCCGCAUACUUUGUUGGGACUUUAUACCUAUCCAAAGCCCACCACAUCACAUUCCGUGGUAUCUUGUCAUAAGUCUUCUCCAAGUCAAUGAAAACCAUGUGUAGGUCCUUUUUCUGCUCUCUAUACCGCUCCAUGACAUGUCUUAUUAGGAAAAUUGCUUCUAUGGUUAACCUUCCAGGUAGUUGGUGCAGCUUUGAAUAUCUCCUUUGUUCUUGUAGAUCGAUAUACUUCUUCUCCACUCUUCAGGCAUCUUGUUCGACCGAAAAAUACGGUUGAAAAGUUUUGUUAGCCAAACUAUAGCUAUAUCACCUAGGUACCUCCACACCUCGACUGGAAUACCAUCAGGGCCUGUCGUCUUACCUCCUUUCAUCCUUUUCAACGCCUCUUUGACCUCAGAUGGACCUCAGAUGGCGGAAAUGGGUAAGAUUUUUUGUGCCUCACAGUUGGGUGUCCUUGCAUGAACUUUGAAAUCAACUUUAUGCUGAUGACAUUUAAAGUGGUCCAAAUAUGAAAAAAAAGGUAUACCAGCACCUAGUUCCUACUGAGCUUGUUAACACAUAGAAGAUCAUUAUUAUACGUUUGCCUUUUUUGCUGUAUCACUAUUAGUUGCUAAUAGCAAUAGUGUCUCGCUAUGUUUUCAAUGAACAAAUCUCACCCUGUAUUGACCUGUACCUUUGUUUUAGUCAUUCCAAGCAUUUUGCUUAGAUCAUUAUAGUGGCUUAGACGCUCAGUUGGGCAAAGAUAGUAUUACGAUCUAUCGAAGAUAGUUUGAAUUAACACAAGGGUAAUCAUAGCAUGUCUGUUUAUGCAUUAGGUCUUCUAUUAUUAUAUAAACUACAGUGAUCAGUUAA